AAACCUGCAUCGCCAAGGACAAGAGUCAUGGACGACGACCUCCGCGCACGACUGGGCCACGACCCCAACUCGAACCUGGAGGAGGACCUGGAGAACGACGACGAACGGGUGGAGGAACUGCUAUACGUCGCCUACCGAGUCGCCUUGCCCUUGAUGGUCGUGGGCGGGAUCCUGGUGACGACCUUGACCCUGGUGGUCCUUACGAGGCCGAGACUCAGAGCCACGCAUGUCAACACGUACUUCCUGCUGCUGGCGUCGGCGGACCUCGUGAUCUUCGUCGUGAGCGUCGCCACCGCCGUCACGCUCAACGGCUGCGAGCUCUACUCCCACGACUUCGCCCUCUACUUCGCCCACUUCUUCUUCACGCUCUUCUACAUCGUGCAGACGUUUAGCAUGUACAUCAUUCUGUGGAUCUCCUACGACCGCUUCCUCGCCGUGUGGGACUUCAAGCGCUUCCACGAGAUCCAGAAGCCCGGCGUCCUGCGCGUGCGCCUCGUGGGCACGCUGCUGGUGUGCGUCCUAAUCCAUAUGAAGCACCUGUUCGAGGUCGAGAUCAACUGCGUGACCGAGGAGAACCAGGUCGUGGAGGCGCCGGGGCCCUGCAGCGACGGCGUGUGGGUCGUCAACGACAGCCUGCACUUCCUGGACGGCAAGGUCCUGUGGCGCCAGCUGGUCUGGGUGCUGCGCGGGCUGCUGGUGCUCGUCAUCCCCAUCGUGCUGGUGGUGGUCCUCAACGGCGGCAUCGUGGUGGCGCUCGUCUGCCGCCGCGUCAGGAACACGGCGGCGACGGCCAGGACGCGCGGUCGCGACCUCUCCCGCAUCUACACCAUCCUCGCCAUCGCCGCCACCUUCAUCGCCUGCACCGUGCCGUCACUCGUGCACGCCACCUUCUACGCCAAGAACAUCGUUCGCUGCCACGGGCCCUACGGGGAGGAGGUCCUCCGCGCCGUCGCCAACUUCCUGCUGCUGUUCGAGCACGUCACGCACUUCAUUAUCCUGUCCUUCUGCGAGCUCUUCUGGGCGGAGCUGAGGCGCGUCCUCCGGGCCAUCCGCCACAGUCUGAAGAACGGCGCGCACAAGGUCGCGUCCGGCCCCUCUCGCUGGCUCGCUCCCCGGGCGACCGCGGGCCCCCCCUCGCCGCCUCCUUCCAUGCCUCCGCGGCCGGACUCGGUCGUCUCCGGCUCGGUCUUCAUCAUAUCGCAGCCGGAAGUCACAAUCAGCGUCCAGGGCCCCGCGGAGGACGGCGAGGCUCCUGCUGGCGGCGACGUGGCCAAGCUGCAGGACUUUCCGCAGACGACCUCCUCGCUCGCCACGCUGAAGCCGCCUGCAGGGAAGUCCCCCACGGCCUCCAUGGUCACUCUGGAGGAAGAUCUCUGAGGCGUGCUUUACCUCCUAACAAGGAAUAUUGCUUCAAUAUUGCCAUUCAAUAUUUGAGUGUAAAUCUUUCAGAACAUCGAAAAUCGUGAUAUUCCGGUACAUUAUACAUUUACUUCUGAGAAGUAUUUAUAAUCUGAAAGUGCUAAAUUGUUUUAGCAUUAGUUAUUUCUGUACACUCCUACACAUGUGCCAUUUCAUCAUAGACCUUGUCGACGGCAGUACACUGGCGGAUCUACACACUUUACACUGGAAUGGGAAAGGGGGACAAGAGGUAAUAUAAUGGAGGCCUAGAGGGAAAUUACAUAAAGCUUAAGUUAUAUGUAUCAGAAAGAGAACACACACACACACACACACACACACACACACACACACACACACACACACACAUACACACAAACACUUACACUUAUAUACAUAUAUGUGUGUGUGUGUGUGUGUGUGUGUGUGUGUGUGUGUGUGUGUGUGUGUGUGUGUGUGUGUGUGUGUGUGUGUGUGUGUGUGUGUGUGUGUGUGUGUGUAGUUAUGUAUAUAUAUAAAGUAAACCAUAAUUCUAUUACUUUAUUAUAUGACCAAUCUUAGAGGCUCGUGUUAGGACCUAAAAAGAUUAGAAAAUUCCAGCAGAUCCACCACUGAGUCUGCACAAGACCACGAGUUGUCAAAUCAAUUAUUUAUUAUUCACUCGGGAAGUGUAUAUAUGUAAAUAAAUCUUGAGAACUAUAA
Molecule: messenger RNA, 2097 nt
Organism: Penaeus indicus
Lineage: Eukaryota; Metazoa; Arthropoda; Malacostraca; Decapoda; Penaeidae
Exons: 2
Coding region: 28-1377 (449 amino acids)
Biological process (GO): G protein-coupled receptor signaling pathway
Cellular component (GO): membrane
Molecular function (GO): G protein-coupled receptor activity
Source: RefSeq, a predicted model, not a curated record